Elgaria multicarinata webbii is the source of this 2712-nucleotide messenger RNA. Its product is annotated as major histocompatibility complex class I-related gene protein-like. The coding region runs from base 20 to 1051 and encodes 343 amino acids. Gene Ontology annotation, cellular component: external side of plasma membrane. NCBI's taxonomy places the organism in Eukaryota, Metazoa, Chordata, Lepidosauria, Squamata, Anguidae. The record is from RefSeq and is a predicted model, not a curated record. The transcript is spliced from 7 exons. Gene Ontology annotation, biological process: immune response.
CCUCUGGAGUAAGACCGACAUGGGGCCGCUUCGGUGGCGUACUUUGAUCCUGGGAGUAGCUGCCUUCAUGUUGGGGAGCUGUUCCAGCUCCUCCUCCCUCUUCUUUCGCACGAUGUACACAACGGUGUCGCAGCCCGGCCAGGGACUGCACCAUUUCACUGCUGUGGCGUACGCGGACGACCAGCCCAUUGGGCGUUACGACAGCCAUACGAGGAGGCUGCUGCCUCAGAUCUCCUGGAUGAAGAAGGUGGAGGAGGAAGACCCGGAGUACUGCGACAGGUACACCCAGAUGGCCCGGAACGAUGAGAAAGAUUUCAGAGGGGACCUGGUUUACCUGCGGAACCGCUACAACCAGAGCAAGGGCUUUCACACCUUACAGAUGAUGAUCGUCUGUGAGGUGAGGCCAGACGGGAGCAAAGGGGGGCACUGGCAGUACGGCUACGAUGGGAGGGACUUCCUCAGCUUCGACAUGGAGACCUUCAGUUGGACAGCGGCCGAUGUGGAGGCCCAGCAGACCAAGAGCCGGUGGGAGGCCGAGACCAUCAUUGUCCAGCGCUUCCAGUUCUACAUGGAGAAGACCUGCGCUGAGUGGAUGCAGAAAGACCAGGACUAUGGCACGGAGAGGCUGCUGAGGAAAGGACCCCCAGCAGUGAGGGUGACCUGCAAGGUGCACUACGACGGCAUGGAGACCCUCGUCUGCCGGGCCCACGGCUUCUACCCCAGGGAGAUCGAUGCCGUCUGGAUGAAGGACGGGGAGGUCUGGGUGGAGGACACGUUCCGUGGGGUGGUGGCCCCCAACUCGGAUGGGACCUACUACACCUGGCUGGGCGUUAAGAUCGACCCCAAGGACAGGGGGCGCUACCGGUGCCACGUGGAACACGACGGCCUGCUGGAACCUCUGGACUUGGCCUGGGAGGAGCCUACAGGUUUAGCAUCCAACAUGGUUCUCGUCACUGCGUGUGUUGUGGGGGCCGUCCUGCUGGGGGCUCUGUUGGCUGGGAUCUGGUUUUACAGAAAAUGCCAAGAUGGCUACAAAGCAGCAUCAGCAUGACUGACCUCGUCUGUAUACCUCUGGGGCUGGAAGCAGGUUCCCCAUGGCAAGAAGUGGGAUGAUUUAUACUUGGGAUCCCUUUUGAUUGCCGAGAGCUUUCAGUGACUGCAGAUUUUAUCUAUGAUAAAUGACUGGUUAGACAAAGUGUGGGACUCCGCAAUUAUGGCAAAGUUCACACGUUCCGUUAGAAUGACAGGGACAAGUUUACAGAAUAUUGAUUGAGUUUUGAGUUUGUUUGUUUUUAAAAAAUAAGAUAUCCAAAUAUACAUUUCCAUUUUUUCCCAGAAAUUUGAUUUUAUAAUCUAUCAAUUCAAUGUGUUUAUUUCUGUUUGCUGAGAGGUGAAUAAGCUGAGUUUAGUAUUUAAAUAGUUUCUGUAAAAAACAAACAAACUGAAAAUUGAUAUUAUAUAUUAGAAUGUGCAGUGUAAUUUUGGUAUUGGGAAAUCUUUUUGUAAUUCUUUUCUGAAUAUGGAAAAAGAUAGAUGCAUCUGUUUUCCACUUCUUAAUUCCAAGGUCAUCCAGUAAGUCAAGAGUAAAAUACUCUUAGCCUUUGCCUGACUUCCCUUGUGGUAGAACUAGGCCUUAAGACGGGAUGAUGUAGCAAUUAGUGCUGGUCCAGGCUCAAAUCCCCAUUCAGUCAUGCAGCUCACUGAAUGACCAUGGGUCAGUCACAAUCUCUCAGUGCUUUUCUUCACAAGGCAUUUAUUGUGCGCUAGUUAUUCCCUUACUCACGGUCAUUUAUGGGUUCUUUAGAUGAUGUCCACAACCCUCCAGUUUCACCUCGGAGUCCAACGAGCACUUUCGGCAAGUUGUUUUAGAGCGGGGGAAAUGCAGCAUUUAAUUGUGAAAGCAAAAGAAAGCACAAUUUCCUCUUGUGUAUUUGUGCUAUUCCACUAUACUACAGUACCACCUAGAGGUGAUGUCGCUGAAUAGCAGGAAAAUGUUUGGAUCUGAAAGUAGAUGCAACAGAUUAACAGCCUUGUGUAGAAAAGCUCUUGGCCUGAUCUACCUCACAGGGGUGUUCUGAUGAUAAAAUGCUUGCUUCAGGGGUGUCAGGGAAUAUUCCAACACCUGCUGGAGUAAUAACAGGAAAGGCUAAUAAAGGGAAGGACAUCAGAAGCUGGGAAAGAGCGAGGGGAGCUGGUUUGACUGGGAUUUGCUAAGUGAGAAGCAGUGUGAAGUAUUCCAGGAAGAGAGCUGGUUGAUGUGGCAUUACACCCUACAAGUCAAUUCCCAAAUGUAUGUCUGCAGUUUGUAAGUCUGUGGAUUUUAGAAUGUUGACCUGAGUGGGCGGAGUUAGAAUGUCUGGGGAGGGGGAGGAGUCAUAUAUAAGGGAAGGACGGAGGGGAUUGUGAGAGACUUUUUAGGUCCUCUUAGAGUCUUUAGUGCUCUCUGUGUUUAGAGUACUUAAGUUCUGGGAAAUUUGAGAGUCAGUGUAAAGAGUGGUGUCUUUGGAGUGUGGUGUGCACGUAGUUGAUGUAUAUUAAUACUGAUAAUAAAGAAAGUUCAAGAUUGAUUGUGUGAGAAAAAGGAAAGCGCGUAUGUGAGUGAGUGAAAGGAUUGUAUGACAGGUUUCAAUUUUUAAAUGGUUUAUUUGAAACAAAGCUUGUGUACUUUUGAAAAUAAAUUUUGAUUGUUUUGUUUUUAAACUACCACAAAAA